UAACAAUAGUCUGUCAUUGUAUGUGAUAGGUGCUGUUUGGUCACAAAUUGUUUUAAUUUAGGAUUAUAACCGAAUAUUUUAACGUAAUUUUUAUUAAAUAUUAAAGUGCAAAAAAAUUGAACAACAUGUCUAAUGCUGAAACAUUAAUUACAUUGAUAGAUAUGGGGUUUUCAAAGGACAAAGCUGAGUACGCUAUUAAAGUCACAAAUAAUCAAAGCGUCGAGGCUGCAAUGGAAUGGCUGUUGGCGCAUGGUGACGAAGAGCUACCAAAGUCAACAAAUGUUCAAGAAGAACAACCGGGCACAAGUACAGGUGAGACAGCCAGUGCGCCUUCAACUAGUACACCAGCUCCAACUGCUAAGUCACUAAAAUGUGAUGACUGCGGUAAACUAUGUAAAGACCAAUCUGAACUUGAAUUUCAUGCUGCGAAAACUGGGCACAGCAAUUUCUCGGAGUCCACCGAAGAAAAGAAGCCAUUAACUCAAGAAGAGAAAGAUGCACAACUGGUAAUACUUGAGCAAAGACUUAAAGAAAAACGACGUGAGCGACAAGAUCGAGAGGUGGCAGAUGCAUUAGAACGAGAAAAAAAUCGCAUCAAAUCUGGUAAAGAAAUGGCUGAAGCGCGCAGACGCAUGGAAGAAAUGGAAAUGAAAAAAAUUGUUGAUCAACGUAAACGCGAUAAGGCUGAAGAAAAAGCCGCACGUGAUCGUGUGCGCGCACAAAUUGAAGCUGACAAAGCAGCGCGUAAAGCAAGAGACGAGAAACAACCUGAACUUCCUAAAGUUUCAUCAACCACCAAUGCUACAACUACUGCUAAAACUCCAACCAAAGAAUACAGUCAAACACGAAUACAGAUACGUUUGCAAGAUGGUUCUACACUUACCGAGACUUUUAAUGUUAAAGAGCAAUUGUCAGCGGUUCGUGUAUUUAUACAGAUGAAAACGAAUAUCGAAGAUGCUUUUGGUUUAAUGACUACAUUUCCCCGAAAAGUCUUCAACUCUGAGGAUUUUGAGAAGCCAUUAGAUGUAUUGGGUUUAGUGCCAUCGGCAGUACUUACCAUGACCAAAGCAAUCUAAUAUCAAAUCCGCAACAAA
Molecule: messenger RNA, 1094 nt
Organism: Teleopsis dalmanni
Lineage: Eukaryota; Metazoa; Arthropoda; Insecta; Diptera; Diopsidae
Product: UBX domain-containing protein 1
Exons: 3
Coding region: 126-1076 (316 amino acids)
Molecular function (GO): protein binding
Source: RefSeq, a predicted model, not a curated record